Hypomesus transpacificus is the source of this 8513-nucleotide messenger RNA. Its product is annotated as trinucleotide repeat-containing gene 6C protein-like. The record is from RefSeq and is a predicted model, not a curated record. Gene Ontology annotation, cellular component: P-body; nucleoplasm. Gene Ontology annotation, biological process: positive regulation of nuclear-transcribed mRNA poly(A) tail shortening; miRNA-mediated post-transcriptional gene silencing. NCBI's taxonomy places the organism in Eukaryota, Metazoa, Chordata, Actinopteri, Osmeriformes, Osmeridae. Gene Ontology annotation, molecular function: protein binding; RNA binding.
CACGAGACAAAGCAGGGAGCACAAGCAGAGAACCAUUUGAUGGAAGAAAAGAAAAAGAAAAAGCAAGAAGAAAAGAAAAAGAAGGACGCCGCUCAGAAAAAGGCCAACGAACAGAAAACCAAAGUGCCAGACUCUGCCAAGCCCAGCCCCACCCCUCCUCCUCUUCCCCCCGCCAACCCCAUUGCAGCCCCGUCCGUGCCCUCCACCAGCAGUGGCAAUGGCAAGCGCCCCCCCUGUGGUGCCCAGCCGACACAGCAGCAGACCCCGAGCCAGCCCCCACAGCGCUACCCGGCCAGAGAGGUGCCUCCGCGCUUCCGCCAGCAAGAGCACAAGCAACUGUUGAAGAGGGGCCAGCCCCUGCCCCCCGGCACCCUGCCCCCUGCCCCAGGGCGCCCAGAGGCCACAGCCACCCACUCGCCACCGCACCACUCUGCAGCCAGCCUGCCAACAGAACCGCCCCCACAGAGUGGCUUGGGAACCCAGUAUGAGAACCCCCACUGGGGAAAGCCGUCAACCAAUCGGAGUGCCGCUAGCAGCACAGCUUCCACCAAUCACAGCAGCUGGGAUCAACUAAUCAUCACCGAAAACGACACAGAGGCGUGGCCCUCUAUCUGCCGCAGCGAGAGCCAGAGCCGCCACACCCUCCCAGGAGGAUGUGGGGUGGACGCUGACGUAGGUGGACCGGCCAGCAGUAGCAGCAGAAGUUUGAGUAUGGCCACGGGGGCUAACGGCCAGACUGGCCACUUCCCUGCCAACCACCCCAGCAGCAAAGCCAGCUCUGCGCCUGGCCUAGCCAAUCACACCGGGGCCGCCGUGGUAUCCAGCCAGGCCGCAGCCAAUCGUGGCUGGGGAUCCGGGCCCGUACCCUCCCACUGCUCUCCUCAGUCCUCAGUGGGGGGCGGGGACGGCAAGAGCGACGGGCCAAUGGGAGGAAGCCGGGGCUGGGGCUCCGGCUCCUCGUCCGCCAGCAACUUUAACUUGAACCUGAACCCGAACGCCAACCCCUCGGCCUGGCCUGUGCUGGGGCAUGAUGGGGGCGGCGCUGGGGGAGGCAGCUCGGGGGGAGCCAACUCCCCUCCUCAACCCCCACCCAGUCUCUGUAACCCGCCCGGCGCCCCAUCCGCCCAGGGAAACGGCAAUGCUGGAACCGUGGGCGGCGCCAACAGCAACCUGACAGGAAGUGGCAGCGCCUGGGGGGGCAUGAUGCCCUCCGACCCCAAGGAGCUUCUUUCCUCCCCUUCCACAAAUGUGUCUUUCAGCUCCGAACCUCCGAACCUUAACACUGACGGACCAAAUCACACUAGCAAGCAAGAGCCGCCUAGCCCCAUCCACAGUCUGUCCAGCUGGGGGGGGGCCCACAUGGGCAUGCCCCCGCCCGGAGCUCCCCAGGUCAACGGAGAAGAGGGCAGCUCUGUGUGGGGCAGCAACGAAGACCCCAAGCCUGCCUCUGCCAAGGAGGCCUCGGGCUGGGACUCUGGGUCCGGCUGGGGCAGCGGAGGAGGGAGCUCCGGAGGCUGGGGGACCCAGGCCAGUGGAGAGUGGGGCAAGCGGCCAUCAGGCGAGGCCCCAGGCUGGGAGGCCCCAGGCUCCCCUCCCCAGGACCAGCAGACGAGCUCCUGGAACCGAGCACCGAGCAACGCUGGUGCCAGUGAGGGCAGCAGCAGCGAUGGUGCCGAAGGACACUCACGCCAUCGCGACCGCCCCACCAGGGAUGAGCCAGCCCCGCUGCUGCCCACCCCUGACCUGGACCCCCGGGUGCUGUGCAACACAGGCUGGGGCCAGACCCCUGUCCGCCAGCACACCACCUGGGACAUGGAGGAGGCCGCUCGCCUCAAAAGCAAGAAUGACGCGGGGGCCGACUCUUGGGGUUCAGGCCCCAACACCCCCACGGACACCCAAGGGCCUCCCAACCUCGGGCCCCCUCCCAGGGCUGAAGGGGGUGGCAAGAGUGAGGGGCCUGGUCCUCAGGGUGCCCAAGGGUGGGGUGGCAGCAUGCCUACCACCAACCCAGCCAACUCUGGCUGGGGAGAGCCCCCCAGCAUCAAGAAGCCCUCCAACAAUGGCCCUGGGGGCUGGGGUAACCCUCCACCAGGGGGCCAUGGUACCAACAUUCCCAAAAGUGGAGUCCAGUCCUGGGGAGAGGAGAAGUCCCCCAGCUGGGACGAGCCUCACAGCAAGGCCAGUAAGCCCCAGGGAUGGGGAGACCAGGCCAAGCCAUCCCAAGGAUGGGGCAAUGGUCCUGGAGGAGGUGGUAACAACAAUGGAGGAGACUGGGGAGAACCUGGAGAUGGGAAGAAGAACGCCCCCUCAAACCCACCCUGGGAGGGAGAGGCAGGAGGCUGGAAGGAAAGCCCUCGAGGCUGGGGUAAGCCUGGCCCAGGGGUGGCUGGUCCUGGACCUGGAGGGGGCUGGGGAGAAACAGUGGCCCAGCGCCCAAGUGGCCCUGCCCAGGGAUGGGCGGGCAAGCCCCAGGAGGGGCCCAAUGGCAAUAGUGGAGGAGGGGGGAGCAUGGGCUCAUGGGGGGGCACUGGCUCAGUGAAGCAGGGCGGAGCCUCCGGUUGGGGGGGCGGCGGCAAGCCGGACCCUUCAGGAGGAGGAGAGCCCACUGGCUGGGAGGAGCCUUCCCCACCUUCGAUUCGACGCAAGAUGGAAAUCGACGACGGUACCUCAGCCUGGGGCGACCCUACCGCAUACAACAAGGCAGUCAACCUGUGGGACAAGAACAACCCUGGGACAGCCCAGGGCAAAGCGCCCCCUGGUGGUGGAGGAAGCAGCAAGCCCCCAGGGCCUGUCAACAACAGCAACAACCACCAUCACGCUCACCCCUACCACGGUCCACCACCACCCCUGCAGAGCCACGGCCACAACCCUCAGAACCCCGGAAGCAACAGCGGCCCCAUGGACACAGCAGGACCCCACCUGGCUGGACCCCACCUGGCUGGACCUCACCUGGCUGGACCUCACCUGGCUGGACCUCCACACAGCAGACCUCCCCUCAUGGCUCCAGGCUGGGGAGAGCCACCCCACUCCAAAGCCGAGCCCUCCUGGGGGGAGCCAGCGGGACCCCCGGUCAGCCUGGACAACGGGACGUCUGCCUGGGGCAAGCCCACCGGCAGCCACGGGGGCUGGGGGGACAACAGCCCCGACACCUAUGGCAGGGGCAACCCUCCUCUCGGACCUGCACCCUGCAAACCAGCCCCCAAAUCUAUGCAAGACGGCUGGGGUGGCGGAGGGGAAGAGAUGGGGAUGUCAGGGGGCCAGUGGGACACUGACGAAGGGGACAUGUGGAACAGCACCGCCUCCCAGGAGAGCAGCAACUCCUGGGGCAACGGACCCAAGAAGGGCCCUCCCAAGGGAAAGGUCCCGAGCAAGCAGGAGGACGCCUGGAUCAUGAGCCGCCUGACCAAGCAGCUGACUGACAUGGGCUUCCCUAGAGACCCAGCGGAGGAGGCUCUGAAGAGCAACAACAUGAACCUGGACCAGGCCAUGAGCGCCCUGCUGGAGAAGAAGACCGAGCUGGACAAGCGCGGGGGGAUGGGAGGCAUGUCCGACUACAACAACGGCCUCAUCAACAAGCCCAUGGCCUGCCGCCCCCCCCCCCCCUCCUCAGACCGCAGCCCCUUCCUGGACAAGGUAAUGCAGAGUGGAAUGUUUGGCAGUAGUGGAGCAGCACAAGCCCGGGCCAUGCAGCAGCAGCAGCCGCUUGCUCCCCAGCCGUCAGUGCCACCUCUCAGCUCCUCCCAGCCUAGUCUACGCGCUCAAGUGCCUCAGUUUAUCUCCCCUCAGGUUCAAGCACAGCUCUUGCAGUUUGCCGCAAAAAACAUUGGUCUGAAUCCUGCACUUUUGACCUCACCAAUAAACCCUCAACACAUGACUCUUCUGAACCAACUCUACCAGCUGCAACUGGCUUACCAGCGUUUACAAAUUCAGCAGCAGAUGUUGCAGGCCCAGCGCAAUGUUUCCGGCCCCAUCCGACAACAAGAGCAGCAAGUUGCACGUACAAUCAAUAACAUGCAGCAGCAGAUCCAACAGCACCAGCGCCAGCUGGCCCAGGCCCUGCUGAUGAAGCAGCAGCAGCUGCCCCCCUCCCACUCCAGCCUGCACGCCGGCCAUAGCGCCGGCAAAUCAGCCCUGGACUCCUUCCCGGGACACCCCCAGGCUCCGGGCCUACCCGACCUGCAGACCAAAGAGCCGCAGUCUUCUCCAAACUCUUACAGCCCUUACCCUCUCUCUGGACUGAAUCCUAACAUGAAUGUAAACUGCAUGGAGGUGGGGGGUCUGUCUAUGAAAGAGCCCCCCCAGCCCCAGUCCCGCCUCUCCCAGUGGACACACCCCAACUCCAUGGAGAGUCUCUCGGGAAGCUCCUCCCCCCUGGAGUCCAACCUGGUGAAGCAUGGUGCCAAUCUUUGCCCCCCAGGCAAGCCCCCCCUGGAUGACUCAUACAGCCCCUACAAUAUGAUGCCCAGCUCGGACUCCCCCACCAGCCCCCUGGUGCCCCCGGACAGCUGGGGCCAGGGCAAGACCUCCAAUGACAAGAUGGCCAACGGCACCAACAUCACCUGGCCUCCAGAGUUCUGUCCCGGAGUGCCCUGGAAGGGCCUGCAGAACAUCGACCCGGAGAACGACCCCAACAUGACCCCGGGCAGCGUGCCCAGCGGGCCCACCAUCAACACCAACAUCCAGGACGUCAACCGCUACCUGCUCCGGGACCGCAGUGGAGGCUCCUCCCCCACCUCAUCUCAGAACGAGGCUUUGCCUCCAGCCCCUGAUUGGCCCGUCAGUGCCUACUCUAGCUCAUUCUCUCUGUCGUCCCCGGAAACGGACGACCCAGGUAAACUGUCGGACAUGAAGUCCACCUGGUCCCCAGGCCCCAUCUCCCACAGCCAGGCCUCCCUGUCCCACGAGCUGUGGAAGGUGCCCCAGGGGCCCCGCAACACCACGGCCCCCUCCAGGCCCCCGCCGGGCCUCACCAACACCAAGCCCCCCUCCUCCACCUGGGGGGGCAACUCCCUGGGCCUGGCCCAGGGCUGGAGCAGCUCCUACACCUCAGCAGGUACCACAUGGAGUACAGACAGCUCCACCAGGACCAGUAGCUGGCUGGUUCUGAGAAACCUCACUCCACAGAUUGACGGCUCCACCUUGCGGACGCUGUGCAUGCAGCACGGCCCCCUCAUCACAUUCCACCUCAACCUGACCCAGGGCAACGCCUUGGUGCGCUACAGCUCCAAGGACGAGGCCGCCAAAGCCCAGAAGUCCCUGCACAUGUGUGUGCUGGGGAACACCACCAUCCUGGCUGAAUUUGCUGGGGAGGAGGAAGUGAAUCGCUUCUUUGCACAGGGCCAGUCUCUCGGGGCGACCACCAGCUGGCAGGCCAACCCAGGCACCAAUCAGACGCGGAUGGGCGGGAACGGCCACGGAGCCCAACACCCCAUUGGCCACUGGAACAGCGGCCUCGGAGGAGGCGGACCCAAGACUGGCGGAGAACUCCUAUGGGGCGGCGUGCCGCAGUACUCCAGCCUAUGGGGGCCUCCCAGCGGGGAGGAGGGGCGGGUCAUGGGGAGCCCCACCCCCAUUAACACGCUGCUGCCUGGGGAUCUGCUGAGCGGGGAGUCCAUGUAGAGACAUGGAGCCCAGGCCAAACACACACACAGGAGCAAAGAAUUUGCAAAUCAUUGUGGUGAUAAUCAGUGUGGGUGGACUAGUGAAGGAGAGGCUGAGGCCAAACUCAGUGUCUACGCUGCUGACGCUCCUCCACUCCUCCUGAAACAUCAUGUGUCGUUUUGUUAUUUGUAAUCUUUUUUUUUUUCUCAUAAUUUUUUUUGUCCUUCGUCGGCAAGAGACUUGGUUACAGUGCUCAACUUUACUUUUGGAGAAGCAGGAGAGGAGGUCUUUGACUCAACAAAGGAAAGAUAACUUUUUUCUUUCUUACAUACUUCAAAAUAAAAAUCGAAUAAAAAAAGAUUUCAUGUCAGACGUGUAUCCUAGUCGAAUUGACACACAAACGAGCUGCCAUCCUCAAAACUCUCACCCUCACUCCUCUCUCUGCUGCCCCCGGAGGCAGUCACCGGACACCUCAGAGGAAAGGCAUCAUUCCCAAAGCAAGCCCUGUCGGAGGGUUCUAGAACGUCCUAGCGGUCAGGACUUCACGUUUGUGUUCUCAGCACUAAUACUAGCCUUAACCUCCCGUCACUCCGUACAUACUGAAGAAAAUGUACUGAGAAACUGCACACUCAUUUCUGAGCCAGCGAAUCAGAGGAUGGGGGGGGGGUGUGGACGUGGCUGGGCGGGGGCGGUACCGCUGGCAGCUCGAGCCCCCUGUCGCUAAGCAUGCCCCACCCCCCACACCUGCAACUCUUAAAGGGAUUGAUGCAACUCUGUUCUGCCUUGUUCAUUCAAGCCAUUUUGUCAUGUGUUGUAUUUUGGUCAUUGCAAAGUUACGCUGAGAGAACCUUGUUUCUCAAAUGUGUCAAUCUUUUCUGUGGGGGAGGGUGCGUAGGAAAGGUUUAACUAACCACUGCUUCUACUAAACUGAAACGCAUCCUUUUUUGGGUGGGGGGGGGGGGGGGGGUGCACCUCGACGUGUUCUUCAAGGACGACUUCCCGUCUGGUUUCAGUCCGGAAGCCUGGCAAAUUUUCUGACUCUGUGGAUGACCUCAGUCAUAUGUGGUCCACUGGUAUCUGACAGGAAACCCACACCAUUUCAAGUGACGUGCAAUAUAGGCCACAGACCCCUACCUACCGUCCAUGUAACCAAGGCCGGUAAAACUACAGGUUCCUAUCGCGCUCUCCCCAUCCUAUCCUUUCAGAGGGAAGCGACCGCGUGGAACGACAUACUUCAAGAACUGGAUAUCUGGUCACACUCCUGGACUCUACGACCCCCCCCCGCACCCUGCGAGUGUGUGUGAUCUGGGGAGCUGUAGCUGAACUAGAACGCUCUUCAGUCUGGUACACAAGGAGGCGCACCAAGCACUUCCGACGCUUCCUGUCCCCACACACUUGUGCAUGUACACACCCACACACGCCAGUGGCAAGGGGAGGGGCAUACCAAAAUAUGAGGUGUUCCUUACUACAGAGAAGACUGAGGCUUUUUUUUUUUUUGUGGUUGUAUUUGGUACAAAAAUGUAUGGAACAAAGAUUUGCCUGGUUUCUAAAUAGGUGGUUUCUCAAAGCACUUAGCAGGAGCCUCCCCAGCUCCUCCUUCAAUGCCAACCAAUCAGAAGAGUGGAGAAGCGACUCUGAAAACAAAGACAAAAGCAAUCUAACAUGGCUUCUCCGUGCUCUUGUGUGUGAAGUGUACAUUUGGAUGUGAAAACAAUAAUCCUUUUUUUGUUUAUAUAUAUAUAUAUAUAUAUAUAUAUAUAUAUAUCCUUCCCUCAGAAUGUGGGACCUGGUAGGAUACAAAAUGGUAGCAAAGUGAAGGGAAAAAGACAAUGUCAGAACAGACUUUACCUGAGUGGAGGAUUUUGGAGCAAGAACUCUUCUUAUCUCUUUGUCCUCUCAACUAUAUCAAAGUAAAUAUCACUGUUACAUUACUCUGAAAUACUUUAGCCUUGGUAUCUGGAGAUUAGGCUUGAAGCCUUCACGAUCACCAGGGAGAAUUGCCAUGUCUCUCUCUCUCUCUCUCUUACGCUCUUCUCUUUCGGAGGCCCUGCCAACCCGUAUGAGUGUGGCCAUUGAGUGCCUGCCUGCUGCCCAGCUCCCGGAGCCCCCCAGCCAGGGCUCUGCAGCAGCUCUCACCCCCACCCCACCCUCUACCUCCCUGGGGACAAGCUCAGACUGGCUCCCCCCUGCCCUGUGCCCUUCCUGGGCCUCCUGGCCAAGAGCAGCUCCAUCACAACUGGUCCACUCCUGUUACCAACUUCUACUAUUACUACUACUGCGCCAGCCUCUGUCAUCAGCAACCUCCACUCCACACUCUCCCCCUUUUCUAUCUCCCAUGCAAGGAUCACUUUAUCCAGAGGGAGAGGUUUGAUUUGGUUGUUCUUGUUUGUUUGUUUGUUUUUUCCUUUAUGGAAUCGCCAGUGUUUUCCUUUCGUUGUUAACCUCGCUGUUAUCUUUGAUGAUGUGUUCAUGUUUUAUGGUGACAAUGAUGAUAAGGAUGUAUGGCUGUUGAUGGCGCUGUUUAAAUGCAGUGUUUAUCCGCCCUCCUGCCCCUUUCUCUUCCUGGCCUCUCCCAGGUGGAGGCUCACCUCAGCAACUUCUACGGAGAGCCUCUCGCGGGCUGGAGCGGUCGAGGCCGUUGUACUUUAGACCCUGGAGGAGGUUGGAGAUAUGCAGGUAAACCAUCAGUUGAGGGAAGGCUCCUGCUAUUGCCCCUGCUGCCUCAUCCUCUCUCAGCCUGCUCUCUACCCUUCGAUGGGGUAUCCCCCCGUCUCUCGUACCGUGGGCUCUCUCUCCACAUCACCACUUUAUUCUGUACCAACUACACACACCGACGCAGCCUGCCGAUUCUAUGCAAAGUCAAGGAGGUGUGUCUUCAGAUCCAUCCUUCUAUCAACUACACACACUCACAC